Molecule: messenger RNA, 1452 nt
Organism: Lasiodiplodia theobromae
Lineage: Eukaryota; Fungi; Ascomycota; Dothideomycetes; Botryosphaeriales; Botryosphaeriaceae
Product: Salicylate variant
Exons: 5
Coding region: 1-1452 (483 amino acids)
Biological process (GO): secondary metabolite biosynthetic process
Molecular function (GO): FAD binding
Source: RefSeq, a predicted model, not a curated record
AUGGCUUCUACAACACAUGCGGACGACACUCUUCACGUCGCCAUCGCCGGCGCCGGUAUCGCGGGCCUGGCGGCUGCCGUUGCGCUCACACGAAACUUCGGCUCGCGCGUCGACGUGCAGCUGUACGACAAGGCCACGGCGCUGCGCGAGAUUGGCGCGUCCAUCGCCCUGGGCCCGAAUGGGCUCCGUACGCUUGAGAAGCUGGGCGUGGAGAAUGCGCUGGAUGAUGAUGUUGCGUUUAGGGGCCCGAGUGGGCUGCCAAUGAUUUAUCGGCACUGGAAGACCAAUGAGAUUGUAUCAUACGACGAAUUUGUGAAUGUGCCCGAGAGACGUCACCAGACAGCGCGGUUCGCGCGGGCACAUCUGCAUCAGAGCUUGCUGGAGCACGUCGAUCCAGCGCGGAUCCAUCUGGGGAAGAAGAUCGUUUCCGUUAAGGAGGAGGCUGGUAAUGAGGGGCCUUUGGUGCUGAAGUUUGCAGAUGGCUCCGAGACUAAGGCGGAUUUUGUGGUGGGCGCAGAUGGAAUCAACUCUGGCGUGAGGAAGUUCUUUGUUCCUGAGCAGAAGCUGGGCUGGACCACUCAAGUUGCAUACAGAGCGGUGUUCGACGCAUCGUUGGUGGAAGGAACACCGGACCUACCUGAAGACUCGACACACUGGUGGGGCCCAACCGGCAGCUUCUUCGCGUCAAGACUCGGCAAGGGCCAAUUCACCACCGUCGGCAUCAUCUCGCUCGACCCCUCAGACCCAAAGAACGCCGCCAUCGUCGACAACGCCCGCUGGGACAACCUCGCCGACAUCAACUUCGUCCGCGAGCUGUACAAGGCAAGCAACACCAUCACCAAUCAAAAAGAACCUCAAACGUUGACAGCUGCUGGAAAUCAGGACUGGCACCCCCUCAUCCGCACCCUCUUCGCCCGCACCCCGGCGUCCAGCAUCCGCGUCUACCCCAACCUCGCCAUCACCGCGCCGCUGCCCGCCCACACCUUCCUCGGCGGCCGCGCCGUGCUGAUCGGCGACGCCGCGCACCCGCACGGCGGCGCCUUCGCCACGGGCGGCUCGCUGGCCCUCGACGAUGCGUACGCGCUGGCGCAGGCGCUGCGGGCCGUCUGGCCGGGGCCGUCGUCCGGAACCGCGGCUACUGCUGCUGCCGGUGGCGGUGGAAAACCUGCGAAGGACCGCUUGGCGCAGGCGACGCGCAUCUACGAGAAGGCGAGGAAGCCGCAUACGACGAGGCUGUUGACGGUCGUGCAUGCGUUGACGGAGAAGAGUAAGGAGCGGUUAAGGCGGAGUGAUGGAGGGGUGGAGACGGAUGAGGAGCUCAGGAAGAGGAUGAAGGCGAGGGCGGAGACGAGUUGGUUGCACGAGCAUGAUGUGGAUGAGGCGGUGAGGAGGGCUGUGGAGGCCGAGCUGGGUGCUGUAGGUGGUGCAGGGAGCGUGGAGGCGAGGUUGUAG